GGAGACCGGGAUGUUCUUCCCAGCCAAUUCUGACAGGAGGACAUGAUAAUGAGGGCAGCAGAGGCUGGUCACAGCGUCUGGGGAUGCCUGACAGUGACAGACAGGAAUAUAAGCACUCAGUGCUGAGUGGCCAGAACUUAACAUUGCUGAAAGACUACCACCAUGUUGGAGAAACUGGUCUUCCUGCUGCUGGCAGCUCACGCAAAUGGCUGUGGUACUCCAGCCAUACAGCCCAACACCAACAGGAUAGUUAACGGUGAAGAGGCUCGAGCUCACAGCUGGCCUUGGCAGAUUUCAAUGCAGGUGAAGCACGGUAGCCGUUGGCACCACACUUGUGGAGGAACUCUGAUAGGUUCCCGGUGGGUCCUGACCGCCGGCCACUGCAUAUGGCCUGGAGAUGUAUAUCGUGUGGUGAUGGGAGAGCAUGACCAGAGUGUACAGGAGGGAACUGAGCAGAUUAGAGAUGUUCUGCGCAUCCUGGUUCACCCCGACUGGAACAUCAACAUGGUUGCCGCUGGAAAUGACCUGGCCCUGCUGAAACUGGACAAGGCUCCCAUCAUGAAUGAGAACGUUGCCCAGGCUUGUCUUCCUGAGGCAGGAGAGAUCCCUGCUCACGGAGACGCCUGUUUCAUCUCUGGCUGGGGAAACCUCUACACCCAUGGUCCCAUGCCUGAUAAGCUGCACCAAGCCCUGCUGCCUGUGGUGGGUAACAGCGUCUGCAGACAGAGUGACUGGUGGGGAAUGGUGGUGAAGGAGACCAUGGUCUGUGCUGGUGGGGGAGAGGUUUCAGGCUGCAACGGGGAUUCUGGGGGUCCUCUGAUAUGUAAGGGCUCUGACGGUAGGUGGUACGUCCAGGGGGUGACUAGCUUUGUGUCCUCGCGUGUCUGUAAUGAAGUGAAGAAGCCAACCGUCUUCACCCGAGUCUCAGCCUUCACCGACUGGAUCAGCAGUGUAAGUACAGUAACACCAAUCAACCACUUUGUUCAGAUCUAAUUUACGUACAGUAACACCAAUCAACCACUUUGUCCAGAUCUAAUUUACGUACAGUAACACCACUCAAACACUUUGUUCAGAUCUAAUUUAUGUACAGUAACACCAAUCAACCACUUUGUCCAGAUCUAAUUUACGUACAGUAACACCACUCAACCACUUUGUCCAGAUCUAAUUUACGUACAGUAACACCACUCAAACACUUUGUUCAGAUCUAAUUUAUGUACAGUAACACCAAUCAACCACUCUGUUCAGAUCUAAUUUACGUACAGUAACACCAAUCAACCACUUUGUUCAGAUCUAAUUUACGUACAGUAACACCACUCAACCACUCUGUUCAGAUCUAAUUUACGUACAGUAACACCAAUCAACCACUUUGUUCAGAUCUAAUUUACGUACAGUAACACCAAUCAACCACUUUGUCCAGAUCUAAUUUACGUACAGUAACACCACUCAAACACUUUGUUCAGAUCUAAUUUAUGUACAGUAACACCAAUCAACCACUUUGUCCAGAUCUAAUUUACGUACAGUAACACCACUCAACCACUUUGUCCAGAUCUAAUUUACGUACAGUAACACCACUCAAACACUUUGUUCAGAUCUAAUUCAUGUACAGUAACACCAAUCAACCACUUUGUCCAGAUCUAAUUUACGUACAGUAACACCACUCAACCACUUUGUCCAGAUCUAAUUUACGUACAGUAACACCACUCAAACACUUUGUUCAGAUCUAAUUUACGUACAGUAACACCACUCAAACACUUUGUUCAGAUCUAAUUUAUGUACAGUAACACCAAUCAACCACUUUGUCCAGAUCUAAUUUACGUACAGUAACACCACUCAACCACUUUGUCCAGAUCUAAUUUACGUACAGUAACACCACUCAAACACUUUGUUCAGAUCUAAUUUAUGUACAGUAACACCAAUCAACCACUUUGUCCAGAUCUAAUUUACGUACAGUAACACCAAUCAACCACUUUGUCCAGAUCUAAUUUACGUACAGUAACACCACUCAAACACUUUGUUCAGAUCUAAUUUACGUACAGUAACACCACUCAACCACUUUGUCCAGAUCUAAUUUACGUACAGUAACACCACUCAACCACUUUGUUCAGAUCUAAUUUACAUACAGUAACACCACUCAACCACUUUGUCCAGAUCUAAUUUACGUACUGUAACACCACUCAACCACUUUGUCCAGAUCUAAUUUACUAACAGUAACACCACUCAACCACUCUGUUCAGAUCUAAUUUACAUACAGUAACACCACUCAACCACUCUGUUCAGAUCUAAUUUACAUACAGUAACACCAAUCAACCACUUUGUCCAGAUCUAAUUUACAUACAGUAACACCACUCAACCACUUUGUUCAGAUCUAAUUUACGUACAGUAACACCACUCAACCACUUUGUUCAGAUCUAAUUUACGUACAGUAACACCACUCAACCACUUUGUUCAGAUCUAAUUUACUUACAGUAACACCACUCCACCACUUUGUCCAGAUGUAACUAACACAACUCAAAAAUAGUGUUCAAAUCUAAUGUAAUUACAGUAACACCACAAUGUUUAGAUCUAAGUAACCCACAGCAAUUUGUAACACAUUAUUUAUUAUUUAACUUAUUUCUCUCCUCAGACCAUAAUUAACUCCUAAGGAUCCGAAUACUGUAUCUCAAAGCUGAUAGUGGA
Messenger RNA from Esox lucius (northern pike), 2676 nucleotides. Its product is annotated as chymotrypsin-like elastase family member 3B. The record is from RefSeq and is a predicted model, not a curated record. Bases 163 to 993 code for a protein of 276 amino acids. The transcript has 7 exons. Gene Ontology annotation, molecular function: serine-type endopeptidase activity. NCBI's taxonomy places the organism in Eukaryota, Metazoa, Chordata, Actinopteri, Esociformes, Esocidae. Gene Ontology annotation, biological process: proteolysis.